This is a messenger RNA of Mytilus trossulus (common blue mussel), 1332 nucleotides long. RefSeq names its product clathrin light chain B-like. The record is from RefSeq and is a predicted model, not a curated record. Gene Ontology annotation, molecular function: clathrin heavy chain binding; structural molecule activity. NCBI's taxonomy places the organism in Eukaryota, Metazoa, Mollusca, Bivalvia, Mytilida, Mytilidae. The transcript is spliced from 6 exons. Gene Ontology annotation, cellular component: postsynaptic endocytic zone cytoplasmic component; clathrin coat of coated pit; synaptic vesicle membrane. The coding region runs from base 51 to 701 and encodes 216 amino acids. Gene Ontology annotation, biological process: clathrin-dependent endocytosis; intracellular protein transport.
GCUCACCAAACAGGAAGUGUUAAUCAGGUGACGUCACAUUAAAAUUAAGAAUGGCAGAUUUCGAUGCUUUUGAGAGUUCAGCCCCAGAAGGAGAGUUAGAGGACCCAGCAGCAGGAUUCCUCGCUGAUCAGGACAAGGAAUUAGCAGAACUAGAAGAUGACAACUUCGGUGACGACAGUACAGCACAACCAGUUCAACAACAACAAGAUGAUUUAGGAAUGUUUAAUGAUGCAACUGAUACUCAACAAACAAACUAUGAUUCUUAUGAAAACUUUGAGGAAGCACCACAGACAAAUGGACCAUCUGAUGCAUUUUCUGCUAUAACACAGCAAGAUCAAAUACGGGCAGAACCUGAAAAAAUCAGAAUAUGGCGAGAGGAACAACAAGACAGAUUGGAACAGAAAGACAAAGAAGAGGAACAAAAGAAAAUAGAUAUGAGAGAAAGUGCAAAGAAAGAAUUAGAUGAUUGGUACAAACAUAACGCUGAACAGUUAGAGAAAACUAAAGAAAAUAACCGCCGGGACAACAUGGCAUCAGAAGCAGCCUUCGUGAAAGAACGAGAUGAGACCCAGCCAGGUGGAGAAUGGGAGAAGAUUUGUCGUUUGUGUGAAUUUAAUCCUAAAAAUUCUAAAAAUAUGAAGGAUGUGUCACGUUUCAGAUCAAUUCUCCUGCAGUUGAAACAGACACCACUUGUUAGAUAGACAAACGAUGGAUACAGAUAUUUAUUGACAUUCCAUGAGAAAAAUUGUAAAAGAACAGUACUGGGUACUUCUUUUUUAAAGACAAUAUAAAAUAGUUUCAACAUUUAUUAAUCGCAAAAGACUAAAUAAAUGAGAACAAGGAAAUGCAUGUCGUGUGAAAUACAUGUCGUUAUUAAGAAUUAAGAUGGAAAAUAGGACAUCCUUAAAUGUUGUGCUUUAAAUUUCAAACAUUGUUAUCUCCCUUAGUUAACAUAAUCAAAAUUUAAAUGGACCGUGAUAUAAGUAGGUACUUUUUAUUCAAUUUAAAAGUUAUGUAUUAUGAAAUAUAUAAAAUCGAAUUUUAUAAAAACAAAAAGAUAUAUUUAUCUCCCUUCAUCAUGUUUAUUCAAAUUAAAUCAAGAUAGUUUCUCUUAAAAAUGUAGUUCAAAUUGUUAUAACUACAAUUAUUCAUUGUAUUAUUCAUAUGCAUUAAUUCAUCAGACUACGAAAAGUAUGGCAGUGAUUUAUUCAUAAAUUUAAUUCAGAUUCUUUUUGCAGAACGAAGUAGUACAUUCACUGAUUGUAUGUUGUAAAACUGUAUUUAAUCACAGAUAUAAAUAUAAAAUGAAUGAUUAAAAUAUUGUAAUACUCU